This is a messenger RNA of Drosophila simulans, 453 nucleotides long. Its product is annotated as PI-actitoxin-Avd5a. The record is from RefSeq and is a predicted model, not a curated record. The transcript has a single exon. Gene Ontology annotation, molecular function: protein binding. NCBI's taxonomy places the organism in Eukaryota, Metazoa, Arthropoda, Insecta, Diptera, Drosophilidae. The coding region runs from base 47 to 253 and encodes 68 amino acids.
AUUUGGGAAAGCUCCAGUCUUGCCAAGCCUGUCUAGCAUUAUAGCCAUGCGUUGCCUAGCCUUCAUCGCUUUCUGCCUGUCUGCACUUUUGGCCCUGGCUGUGGGCCAGGUAUUCCAGUACGAUUGCCCGUGUCCUCGAAACUAUGAUCCUGUGUGCGGAUCGGACUCCUUGACCUAUACUAACCCGUGUGUUUUGGAUUGUUUAAGUAAAAACGGACGCUUCAUUACUAUGGUAAAGAAGGGAAGAUGCUAGAAAGCUGAACAUGGAUCGCCAAUUGGUUUUCGACUUACAUUCGUAUGAUGAAAAGUGAACAAUAAAUAAUAUGUAUAAAUAAUUUAAAAAUGUAUAUGCUUCUGGUAUCAGGACGAAUCGCUUAAGCUUAAACUGUGUUUAUACAAACGGUAUUGUUUAAAUCUUUUGUGGUACAAAUAAAAAUAGUUUAUAUCGUAAAA